AUGUUCUUGUGGCAGUCAUUAAUUGGACAUUUUGACCUGGACCCGAAUCGCGUAUUUGACAUUGUCUUGGAAUGUUUUGAACUCUAUCCAGAUAACAAUAUAUUUUAUCAGCUUAUACCUCUUUUUCCAAAGUCCCACGCUGCUCAAAUUUUGGGGUUCAAGUUCCAAUACUAUCAACAAUUGGAUGUAAACAGCCCUGUUCCAUCUGGCCUUUUCCGAAUAGCAGCCUUGUUGGUCAAAUCUGGUCUUAUUGACCUUGAUAAUCUCUAUGCUCAUUUACUUCCAAAUGAUGAUGAGGCAUUUGAGCAUUUUGGCUCUUUUGUUUCGAGGAAAAUUGAUGAGGCUACUAAAAUAGGCAAAAUAAAUCUUGCUGCUACUGGAAAGGACCUUAUGGACGACGAGAAACAAGAAAUAACGAUCGAUUUGCACACAGCAUUGGAGAUGGAAAAUGAUAUAAUUGAGGAGAGAGCCCCUGAGAUAGAAAAGAACCAGAAGCUUGGACUUCUUCUUGGUUUCCUCUCUGUUCAUGAUUGGGACCAUGCACAGCUACUCUUUGACCGUCUUGCACAGCUAAAUCCUGUUGAGCAUGUUAAAAUUUGUGAUGGCUUACUUAGAAUUAUUGAGAAGACUAUUUUGCCAGCCUACAGUACAUAUUGUCAAAUGCAUCAUAAAAUCUCCCGUAACAUUGACACUCACAUGACGGAUGCAUCAUCUGUCUCCUCACCAAGUUAUUUGGUUGAUCUGCCAAAAGAGUUUUUCCAAAUGCUUGCUGCCUGUGGACCAUACCUUCAUCGUGACACACUAUUAUUUCAGAAGGUUUGCAGAGUGCUAAAGGUGUACCAUGCCUCGUCAAAAGAUUCAGCCCGUACAGCAGGCAUAAUGUCUCCAGAAUCUCGUAUUGAAGAAGCACUUGGAUUAUGCUUGCUUCCUUCGUUGCAGCUUAUACCCGCCAAUCCUGCUGUUGAUAUGGAGAUAUGGGGAGUUCUUUCCCUUCUUCCUUAUGAGGCACGCUACCGUUUGUAUGGUGAGUGGGAGAAGGACACUGAGCAAAACCCAAUUGUCCUUGCUGCAAGGCAAACAGCAAAGCUGGACACCAGAAGGCUCUUAAAGCGGCUGGCCAAGGAAAACCUGAAGCAGCUUGGCCGCAUGGUGGCUAAACUUGCUCAUGCAAAUCCAAUGACUGUACUUCGGACCAUUGUCCAACAGGUUGAAGCAUACAGGGACAUGAUAAAUCCAGUUGUGGAUGCUUUUAAAUACUUGACUCAGCUGGAGUAUGAUAUCUUGCAAUAUAUUGUAAUCGAGCGCUUGGCUCAAGGUGGCCGUGAGAAAGUAAAAGAUGACGGUCUUAAUCUGUCAGACUGGCUUCAGUGUCUUGCAUCAUUCUGGGGACACCUCUGCAAGAAGCAUCUUUCCAUGGAGCUAAAAUGCCUUUUCCAAUACAUAGUCAAUCAACUAAAGAAAGGAUUGGGCACUGAGCUUGUUGUACUGGAGGAACUCAUUCAGCAAAUGGCAAAUGUACAGUAUACUGAGAACAUGACUGACGAACAGGUUGAUGCCAUGGCAGGGAGUGAAACACUGCGGCUUCAAUCUUCACUGUUUGGAUCAACACGGAACUAUAAGGUCCUGAAUAAGUCUACAAACAAGUUGCGGGAUUCUUUGCAUCCAAAAGAUGAACCAAAACUUGCAAUUCCUCUAUUACUGCUUAUUGCGCAGCACAGAUCCAAGAUUAUAAUAAAUGCAGAUGCCACAUAUAUCAAAAUGGUUAGCGAGCAGUUUGAUAGAUGCCAUGGGAUACUACUUCAGUAUGCCGAGUUUCUUUCAAGUGCUUUAACUCCAGCAACCUAUGUUCAACUAAUACCUCCCCUGAAAGAUCUGGUUUAUAAGUAUCAUAUUGAGCCAGAGGUUGCUUUUCUUAUAUACCGCCCAGUAAUGAGGCUUUUCAAAAGCGGUAAUGGUGGUGAGGCCUGUUGGCCUCUGGAUGGCAAUGAAGAAGGGGAGUCUGUAUCAAGUGAUGAUAUGAUCUUGCGUGGUGAUUCAUCUCAGAAGUUAAUCACGUGGACAGAUCUUCUUGAAACAAUCAAAACAAUUUUGCCAGCAAAAGCCUGGAACAGUCUUUCACCUGAGUUAUAUGCUACUUUCUGGGGUUUAACACUAUAUGAUCUUCAUUUUCCAAAAGAUCGCUAUGAUGCAGAAAUCAAGAAGCUGCAUGAAAAUCUCAAACAACUCGAAGAUAACUCAGAUAACUCUAGCAUUGCAAUAUCACGACGUAAGAAGGACAAGGAGAGAAUCCAAGAUUUACUGGACAAAUUGAACAAUGAAUCUGAUAAGCAUAAACAGCAUGUUGCAUCGGUGCUCCAAAGGCUUGCCCGUGAAAAGGAUAAAUGGCUGAGUUCCAGUCCCGAUGCACUGAAGAUCAACAUGGAAUUUCUCCAGCGGUGCAUAUAUCCACGCUGUGUUUUCAGCAUGCAGGAUGCUGUGUAUUGUGCUACAUUCGUCCAGACGAUGCAUUCACUUGGGACUCCACUUUUCAACACAGUGAAUCAUAUAGAUGUUUUUAUCUGCAAGACACUACAGCCAAUGAUCUGUUGUUGCACAGAAUAUGAGGCUGGCAGGCUUGGAAGGUUUCUUCAUGAGACACUUAAGACAGCCUAUUAUUGGAAGAGUGAUGAAUCAAUAUAUGAACGUGAAUGUGGAAAUAAGCCGGGAUUCGCUGUAUACUUCAGAUUUCCAGAUAGUCAACGUGUAUCUUAUACCCAGUUUGUUAAAGUUCAUUGGAAAUGGAGUGGAAGAAUUACCAAGGUGCUUAAUCAGUGUAUGGAAUCAAAAGAAUACAUGGAAAUCAGAAAUGCCCUUAUUCUGCUCACAAAGAUAACUAGUAUUUUUCCUGUGAUGCGAAAAAGCGGCAUCAACAUCGAGAAAAGGGUAGCGAAGCUAAGGGGGGAUGAGAGGGAAGACCUGAAAGUACUGGCCACUGGUGUAGCUGCUGCUCUGGCGGCUCGCAAGAGCUCAUGGCUAUCUGAAGAAGAGUUUGGCAUGGGUCACCUUGAUCCGAAGCCAGUGCCUGCAAAAACUAUUCCUGGAAAUCAGUCUGCAGACCCUACGACAGCAAAGGAUCACAUUGUUCGUGCAAAAUCUACUGAGGGUAGGCAUGAAAGGUCAGAAAAUGCAAUGAGGUCUGAUGCUCAACACAAGAAGAAUGCCUCGACUGCAAAUGGAUCUGAUAGUCAAAUACCAUCUUCCUCUGCACAAGGAAAAGUUUCAGGGGUUGCACAUGGUGCAGAUGAACCUCCAAAGCUUUUGUCUGAUGAGGGAGUCAAGGUUUUGAAGCCUACUGCAGAAUCUGAGACAAGAGGGCCACAGAAGCGUGCUGCACACAAUGCUGCAAAGGUAUCUAAGCAUGAUGCGGUGAAGGAAGAUGCAAAACCCGGGAAAUCAACCAGCAGAAGUCUUAAUCAACAAGCCUCUGCUAUUUCUGUAGACAGAGAAGUAUUGCCUCAGGCAGCUGAUGGUAUGUUGGAUACUAAAACUACUAGUCCCUUGGUUGGAACUAAUGGUAACGUACAUCCGGCGCCACGAAAGGUAUCAGCAUCCUCCCAAAGAUCAACGGCGUUGGCUGCACAUAUUGGUGGAACAGCUAAUCCUGCCAGCGAAGGUGAAUCUACUGACUUGAUUGAUUCUACCGUGAAACAGCAAAAAAGAUCUGUUCCUGUUGAAGAACAAGAGAGAACAGGUAAACGAAGGAAAGGGGAGUCUGAAGUCCGGGAUGGUGACUUAACAGAUCACCAUACAGACAAAGAAAAAAAGUUGGACUCGCGAUCGGUAGAUAAAUUUCGUUCUUCUGAUCAUGAGAGAGGUGCUAGUGAGGAACAAAACGUAGUUAGGGCAGAGAAAUUAAAAGAAAAGUUCGAUGAUAAAUAUGACAGAGAUCCUAGAGAAAAAGCAGACCGGAGUGAAAGGCGACGUGGAGAAGACGUGGUUGAGAAACCAACAGACAGAUCAUCUGAAAGGAGAGAGCGUUCUAUUGAAAGGAUGCAAGACAGGGGGAUAGACAGGGUUCCUGAAAAAGGAAGAGAAGACAGGAAUAAGGAGGAGAGAAGCAAAAUUAAGCAUGUUGAACCCUCUAUAGACCGGGCACAUACUUCUGACGAACGGUUCCGAGGGCAAAGCUUACCACCACCUCCACCUCUUCCAACAAGUUUUGUACCCCAAUCAGUCGUUGCCAACCGAAGAGAUGAAGAUGGUGACCGAAGGGGUGGCAGCACCAGGCAUACACAAAGGUUGUCUCCCAGGCGUGAUGACAAAGAAAGGUGGCAUGUGGAGGAGAAUGCUUCACUGCCGCAGGAUGAUGGGAAACAUAGAAGAGAGGAAGAUCUCCGGGAUAGAAAGCGGGAAGACAGGGAUGUUUCAUCAAGCAAGGUAGAUGACAGGGAUAGGGACAAAGUUAUGAAGGAAGAUAGUGACCCUAAUAGUGCUUCCAAACGGCGAAAGAUAAAGAGAGAACAGUCUACUCUAGAAGCUGGAGAAUAUGCACCUUCUGCUCCACAGCCUCCGAGCCUUGGAGCUGGUAACUCGCAAUCGGAAAUACGAGAGAGAGAAAGAAAGGGUGCUGUUUCACAGCAUCGGCCGUCACAUGCUGAUGACCUUCCUAGGUUGCAUGCCAAGGAUUCAACAAGCAAGACAAGUCGUAGAGAGGCUGACCAAAUGCAUGAUAGAGAAAGGGAAGAGGAAAAGCGGAUAAGAACUGAAGCAAAAAGAAAGCAUCGGAAGUAGGUUGUUGCGAGAAUUUUGAUCAUUCAGUUGGCAUCCUUGACAAGUUUUUCUUCUAGCGGGAAGAUCUAUGUGGGCAUAUUGAACCAUUCAGUGUGUAUGCCUCUAACUCCAUGGUUUCCUAGAAAGGUUUGCUGGGGCAGAAGGGGACACAAAAUCAAUCCUUCAGCUGUUGCUGUCCAGAUGCAAAUUCUUAUGAACCAUGUUGAGUGCAAGGAACAACCAUCUGGGCCGUAGUCGUUAUACACGUUGUCGUAACAUUAUAGCAUGGAAUGUGAGAAACAGAAAUCAUGUGCCAUUAUUAACUUGAGACAAAUUUGCUCUAGACAAGGAUGAGCAGAUGUUGGUCCAGCUAUUUUUGUAAUUCAUUUUGUACUAGCUGAAGGCGGUUUUGUUGUAACAGGCUUGAGUUUCCUUUUUUGCUCUGCCUAGGAAGAAUAGCAGUGGCCAGUGGGGACACAAUGAGUAGGUUGUACAUGUAUAGUUACAAUGGUCGGAUGAACAGUUCUGCUGUAGCUUUCACUUAGAUGGUAGCGCUACAUUUGAUGUGUGAUACAUUUUACAAAAUCGCAUUUGAUCUGUGAUACAUUUUACAAAAUCA
Molecule: messenger RNA, 5368 nt
Organism: Lolium rigidum
Lineage: Eukaryota; Viridiplantae; Streptophyta; Magnoliopsida; Poales; Poaceae
Product: THO complex subunit 2
Exons: 26
Coding region: 1-4770 (1589 amino acids)
Biological process (GO): mRNA processing; mRNA export from nucleus
Cellular component (GO): THO complex part of transcription export complex
Molecular function (GO): mRNA binding
Source: RefSeq, a predicted model, not a curated record